AUGACCACCGCACCGCCGGAGGAUGCGAUCGCGAAUUUCGUGAGCUUCACCAGCACCACGCGCGAGCAAGCCAUCCUCUUUCUAAAGGCAAACAAUCUGGACUCUCAAAAAGCUAUUAAUGCUUACUUUGAGGAUCCCACGGGGUCCCAGCUCAAGACCAGCGAUUUUGCCGAUGAGAACCUAUCCCCUCUCGGCUACAGCCAUCAAGAAUACGGAUCACGAGUCCCCGCGACAGCUCCUCCCUCUCGCCCACCAUCCCGAGUAAAUACGCCUGGCACCGCAGACGCGACGAGAACGGAGAACAGCCCCGCAGGAGCUACCCAGGAUCUUGGUAGCGGCCCUGGACUCUCGGGAUCGGGGUUGACUCUGGCGGAACGGGAAGAGCAGCAGUUACAACAAGCCGUUGCAAUGUCACUAGGGCAGGGUAUUGGACAGCAGGAGACGGGCGUGACGAAAACCACCGAGAAGAAUCACCAAGCCAACUUUGGCAAAGCUACCCGUGAUUACUACGACGAGGCGGAUUGGGGAAUGACCCUAUUUAACGAGACGGCCCAAGAGCUGGUAGUUGACCCAGAACCCGAGGACCGAGUGAAGGUCGAGGGAGAGCCUGCAUUCCUGCGGCCAACCAGUGACAAAGCCCACCUCGCAGGGUAUCUGACAAUUCUUCAUGAGAUACCGCUUGCACGCGAGGCUCUCUUGCUUCGAAACAAGAUGUUAUUUGACUACGGAGGAGAUGUCCAGUGGUGGAAUGGGCACUCUAUCUACCUUCCCAAGAUCGUGACUGUCCAUGAUCGAGAAUUCAAUUAUGAUGACGAGUGGGAGGACAUCAUCUACGAGUCACAGCGCCUCAUGGCGUUUCUAGACUCAACCAAACGAGCUUAUGGGAGUGCUGAUGCGCUCGCCAAGCUGAAAGAUGUUGACGUGCUCUCUUCCGAACCCGAUGAAAUCAUCGCGAGAUUCCUGGAGGUCUGGCACGCGUCGGCAAUCCGGGCCGCUCCCGACAGCCCUCUCGCCACGGCUUUCAUGUCCCAUGCCUACAAGCGAUCUCCGUUUGACGAAGGAGAUGAGACUGUGUCUCGAGAGCUGUUUGUCUUUGAGCCCAUCAUUGAGCAGGAAACUGAUCAGACCCUCUACGAUGUCUUGGAUACCGCUAUCUGGAGUGAUCUUCCUGGCGAGCAACUGGACGAUGUCUGGCUCGAGCAUGUGGGCGACAUUGUCACCAUGAAAUUGGACGCCUUCAACGGUGGCACAUCUGUGAACGUCAAGAUUCCUGCCGUUUUUUAUCCAGAUCGCUACCUGAGCAGCUGCAGGGAACUUGCACGCGAACUCCGCACAAAGAGGCUAGUGGUUCAAGAAGAGAUUCACCGACUCACCGGGCUCAUUGAGCGAUACACCAAACCUCAGAGCACUGUUGCUAACAUGGGCCUCAAAGAGCUUCUUGAGAAGGCCGCAGCUGCCACGGCGGUGGCUCUCGCCGGAAACAGGGACAAUGACACGGAGCUGGUCGAGGUCGAGACUGCAACAGAAAAGUCCGCGAGAAUCUCGAAAGAGCUUCUGGCCAUUUCGCAACGAAUUGAUUCCAAACUUCAAGAACUAGAGGCUCAAAAGAAAAAAGCGAUGGAGACGCUACGCAGCUACUCAAAGACGCUGACUGAGGCUCCAGAGGCCCCGGGGGAACCACCUCUCAGCCGUUACAGCUUGCGGGGCGUUUGCACCAAGCCUCAUAUUACUUAUGUUCUGAAACGAGCAGACAAUCGGAACGGGGGCGAUUUGAUGGAGCUUGGUGCCGAGCAACAGGCUAGUACCGGUGAUCAGUGGUGGAGAAUUAGCUACUCGACUGAAGAUGGCAAGACUCAACAACAGGCAAAGCAAAAAGGCCAGGAGACCGCCACGGCUGCCCAAUCUGGCGAUGUCAUGGGGUACACGGUCACCAAAGUGCGAGAAAUCGAGGUGCUUCGCGCUGCUCGCGAGGAGUGGAAAUCGGUGCUGCUCGUAUACGCGAGUGAUGCAGCCGUCAACGCUCCAGUAGAUCCCGCGCCUACGCAACUUCGGGGCUUCGUGGAAAAGGACAAUGAGGCUUUUGCGAAGGAACUCGAAGAAAGCACCGCGAACUCGUCCGCUGCCACCACCGGUCAGCUCCCCGCCGAGUCGAAGAAUGCCACGCAGCAGCAGCAGCAGCAACGGCCGUCGAACAAGCCACCGCCACCGCCGCCCCGGCCCACCCAGCAGGUAAACGUCUUUGAUUAUCAAGUCUCGAAUUUCGGUAAUGACAGUGAUUAUGAACAGGAAAUGAAGGAGAAGGAGGGUCCUGGAUUGCUUGGUGCAAAGGGUGGCGAACAGACGGGAGAUCUUUCUCAUGCUCUUGACGAUGAUGUCGUGUGGAACGUGGAUGGAGGAGACACCCAGAUGAGUGAUCAUGUUGAGCACGUGGGGGGCAACCCCAGUCAAGCGUCAUAG
Penicillium oxalicum is the source of this 2457-nucleotide messenger RNA. RefSeq lists its product as uncharacterized. The record is from RefSeq and is a predicted model, not a curated record. Bases 1 to 2457 code for a protein of 818 amino acids. Gene Ontology annotation, biological process: protein deubiquitination. The transcript has 7 exons. Gene Ontology annotation, cellular component: cytosol; nucleus. Gene Ontology annotation, molecular function: protein binding. Lineage: Eukaryota; Fungi; Ascomycota; Eurotiomycetes; Eurotiales; Aspergillaceae.